AUGGUUCACGGGCCACUUGGCAUGCUUCGCUUAGCAUCUCUCACCAAGGACAGCGUGCAGAUUUCCGUGCCCAACCUCAACAACCCGAGGGGAGGAUCCAGCACCCUCGGACGUACCGGCAAGCUACCCACACCUCUCAAGAGGCCACGUAUCAACAAGAGAGAGACCAAGGGUAUGGGAAUCGCCAAGAACGCGCCCAAGGGUACGGAUAUCACCAAGCUAGAGCCCCAGCUAGUGACCCGAAUGGCCCUGGCGAUCCUGACGAUGACCGACGAAAAGGAAACGGAGGAGAUUAGCAAGGAGAUCGAGGCUACGGGUACGAAAGAGGGAUUCGGAAACGGACCCUCAAGGGACCCCGGAUUCGGAAAUGAGCCUCCUAAGGACCCUGGAAGAGGACGGACCACCGGCAACUAUAUCGGUAAUCCCUUACCGAUCAGACCAUUAGCCAGGCAAAGCACACCUGCGUACGGCACUCCAGGCGCCCCUGACGAUAAUAGUGACGAUUUCCCUGAGCUAAGAGCAGCAGACCCUCACCCAAGAGCGAAGGAAUUGGCCUUGUUCGCGCGAAGCUUUCCCAAGGAGCUGAAGUAUUCAAGACCCGACGAUGACUUCAAGACCCAAUUAGGGAUUUUUGCUGACCAGGCAAGUCGAUACGGUUUGACCUCAGACGACUACUUGGCGGCGUUCCCUAUCAUGCUAACAGAGGAAGCUAUAACCUUCUAUUACAAUCAUAUGAUCAAGGCUAGGCUUCCUACGAAGGAGAAUCCAAGGACCUCGCUUAGCGAGUGCUUUGAGAAGCUCGCUAAGGAGCUCAAGGGCAUUCAAGGCUCUCUACGACCAGGUUUGAGGGACGAUCGAAGUCUUGCUGACAAGCUGUAUUCAGCUUGUAAAAACGUGCCAAAGACUACGAUUGCACGAAUGAAUCCUGCUUUUACCUCCACCGCGGCAGUUGCUAACAUUCGUCGAGCAAUUGCCUUUGCAACUAAGACCUCCCGACCUCCCGCCAAAGCUAGAGCUUACGCGAGCUCUAGCGAGCCACACGAUCACACCUGCUCUCACAACACCUCAAAGGCUGACUCCGAUUUGGACGAGGAAUACGAAUGUUUUAUUCAAGACCGCCAAUACUUCGGAAGUAAGAAAGCUGCCAAGGCUACUACUAAGGGUGAGAAAAAGUGUUUUGUUUGCAAGAAGCCAGCGUCGAUCGAGGGCUUGCCACCUGUAUCCACGGAAGAAUUCGAUCAGUUUAUCGCAAGCCUACCAGACGAGCCGCCCGAAUCGGGCAGCCACGCCAACAUAUCAGAAGGUUUUAUGACUACCCACGGCACCUUUAACGCUGACGAGGUAUACAAACAGCUAGAGAUUCAGACGGCAUUCCACGCCCUUACCAGCCAAAUCGAGACCCAAAACGUGCCCGCGGGCAAAGCAAAGACCUACAUGGCCUCUAGGUACUCGGAAAACGUCUUCAUAGGCCUCAUGAUCGACAGCGGAGCAGCCAAUUUCUCUACCGCUAGCUUGCCCCAGCUACGAGCACUCCAAAAGAGGUACCCCGAGGUCCAAUUGGAUACAUCCCGAGCAAAGGAGAAGUCCGUCAAAUACGGCAUCGGCUCUGCUACCUCUAUUAGAGCAGUUACCCUACAAACACCCCUAGGUCAAGUGGACACCGAGGGCGAGACCGUCUAUUGCCACCUCACGGAAGAGCAAUUGAGGACCAUCCACAAGCGUUUUGGCCACCCCUCAACAAGUCGAUUUGCUGCUGUUCUCAAGAGGGCCGGGCACGAAUUUAAGCGGGAUUUGCUCUACAACAUUCAAAAGUUUUGCCACCACUGCCAAGUAUUCGGACGCUCCCCGAAGAGGUUUAGUAUCAAGCUCAAAGAUGAUACUGACUUCAAUGAUACGGUAUACGUGGACGUAAUGCACCUUGACGGCAAGAACGUAUUGCACGUCGUCUGCGAUUCUACCAAUUUUCAAGCCGCCACCUUCCUCAAAAGCAUGUCCGCACAGCACUUACUUAAGGGAUUCAAUCGAUGUUGGGUCAAUACCUACGUCGGACCUCCUACAAACGUCGUACACGAUCCCGGAACCAACUUCAAUUCAGUAACGUUCCGAGGCUACCUCAAAGGUAUUAGCAGCACCCCAAAGCAGAUGCCUGUAGAAGCCCAUCACAGCGUCGAGCUAGUAGAACGCUACCACGUCCCUGUGCGACGCGCCUUUAAGAUCGUCACAAAAGAGCUUCCAAAAGCCCCAAAGGAGGACCGGCUUCAAAUGGCUAUCAAAGCCAUCAACGACACAGCUGGACCUAAUGGCCUGGUUCCUACACUCCUCGUUUUUGGGACCCUACCGAAGCUGACGGAGCAAGAUCGACCUGCCGCGUCUACCCAAGAGCGUGCUGCUGCCAUCAACAAAGCUAUAAAGGAAGUACGAAAAUGCCACGCUGCGAAGCAGGUUAAGGACGCGCUCAAGAAGAAGAAUGGCCCAAUUACGAAGCAUACCCUAAACCUCCCUAUUGGCUCACGGGUGCUCGUGUGGCGGGAAAACCAAGGGUGGAAGGGCCCCUUUCAGCUGCUUGGCAAGCAAGGGCACACGUGCACAGUGGCUUGUCCGAGGCCUACGGAAUUCAAGUCAACCUCAGUAAAACCUUACUACUCUAAAGUUGAAAAGCUGCCAGAAGAGUUGCAAGUACCUGAGGUAGAGGUAGAGGAAGAGGUGAAAGAAGAUCAAAGCGAAGGCGAAAAAGAGCUGGAACUACGAAAUUCGCCUAAACCUCAAAAGUCGCUUAAUCCACCGAGGUCGCCUAAUCCAAGAAGCUCGCCAAGAUCAGCAAACAACCCCCCUCAACUUGUCAAUUCCCAGAAGUCAACAAUACCAAUAGUCCAGAUACCUUACCAGAAGUACGAUCCGAGUAUCCCGACCGUGCUCGAUGAGGAGGAGGACGAUUCCUACGUGCUAUUCACCAAAGACUCCGAAGUGUUGGUUACCGACAAAGAACGCCGGGACCAUGAGCUCUCAGCCAAGCUACGAGCCGAGGGAGUCAUCAAGAGCCCUAGGGCACCAUUUCAAGAGUCCAGAGCAAAGGAAUUAGCUGGAUUAAUAGCCCAAGGCAUCCUCCAAGUGAUCCCGGGCACCGACCCACGCGCUAAAGGCGCCAGGAUCUUCGGAUCUAAGUUUGUUGACGAGAUCAAGGGCAAGGGAACACCUACGUUAUACGAGAAGUCUCGUAUAGUGGUCCAAGCCUUCCAAGAUAAGGGCAAGACGAGGGUACUCACCGAGUCACCUACGGUGCAGCGGGCGGGCCAAAGACUCUGUUGUGCUCUGGCUCCUUCGCUAAUAAAAGACUACGGGUGUCAGACGGAUGAUGUUCUCAUGGUUGUCAAUCCAACUAUAAGGGCAAAGGAAAAGAAGGAGCUAGUCAAAUCCAAGCUAAGGAGCAAGGAAAUGGAGACCCUCACACACGCCGAGCCGAUGAUUUUCAAUGGAUGCAAGCUAUCCUUGGAUAAGGACGGGUUCGGACUGUCAGUUGAGCAAAAAGGGCAGGGUGAGAGGCUUGCCGUAAUCAAGCUCGAUUCAGCUACGCAGGCUAAGGAGUACUUGGAGCAACGUGCCCGAAGGGCGUAUUUAGCUACCAUUUGCUACCCAGAGGCAUCUUGCGCUCUAUCGAUAGCUGCCCAGCACCAAGAACCGAAGGACGAGGACUACAAGGCCCUCAAUAAGGUGAUCCAGUGGCUGAUCGAUCACCCAACUCGAAGGAUCCACUACGUGCCCUUGGACCUGAGGACGGCGAAGCUCUUUGUGUUCGUAGAUAGAGCGUUUGCCAAUAACGCUGACCUUAGCUCCCAGAUCGGUUUCGUAGCUAUCCUUAGCAAUAAGGCUCACGUAAGUGAGAACGAGUUCACUCUGACGGGUAACAUCCUCCAUUGGGUGUCACAGAAGUGCAAGAGGGUGACAAGGGCGGUGUUAGCCUCUGAGCUAUACGCUAUGUCCUUAAGUAUCGAUAUAGCCAUUGCCAUGUCGACUACCUUUGCCCAAAUCACAGCUCAGCUAAGGAUCCCUAAUUUCCCCGUGGUUGUGUGCACUGACUCUUACUCGCUCUACGAGUGUAUGGUAAAGCUAGGAACUACCAAAGAGAAGCGCCUGAUGAUCGAUAUUAUAGCUAUUCGAGAGUCAUACGAGAGGCGGGAGCUAUCUAAGGUACGCUAG
Messenger RNA from Drepanopeziza brunnea f. sp. 'multigermtubi' MB_m1, 4194 nucleotides. NCBI's taxonomy places the organism in Eukaryota, Fungi, Ascomycota, Leotiomycetes, Helotiales, Drepanopezizaceae. The record is from RefSeq and is a predicted model, not a curated record.